ACCCAAAAUUUUAUCUGGUCGUAAUUUGUGUGCUACAUAAACUAUAAAAUAUGCAACUAAUCAAUUUAUUAAUCGGGUAAUUUACUGAUAAAUUAAUGUAUAUGGUCUAAAAAUGAAUAUGAGAUGGGGUGGGUUUGGGACAAUGUGUUAACUGCUGGUCUGUGAGAGCUUAGACGUGAUAUGGUAGAAACAAAAAUAAGAAAAAUUUAAGGUCCAAUGUCAACCUAGAGUGUAUGUAAAGAUAUUAUUACAUAAGCUUAUACUUAUAAUUUACACAUCUGUAUAUACAUCUUUUUUCUCAACGUCUCCAUGUAUAAUAUGCAUCUCUUGCUGAAAUAGUAUAUUACGAUAGAAAACAGUAGAAUAUUGAUAUUUGGUUUCUGAUGAUAUUCUACUUGUCUAAUAUAAUUCUAGGUGUCGCGGAAAUGAAAAUUUUAUAAUUAGUUUCAUUUUUUUCAUUUUUAUAACUAUUUAGUAACUGUUUGGAAAUCUAUUCAAAAAAAAGUUAGAUGUGAUAUAUAUUCUUUUUCCAAGUUAGAAGUGAUUCAUAAAUGCCAUAUUAUGAUAAUUUCACUAUAGAUUUCAAAAUUACAAAAAAAUAUAUAUAUAUCCGUUGAAAAAUGUGCCUUAUGAAAAAGGAAAAAUAUCACUCCGUGACAUGAAUUUGUUAUAUGUAAUAUAUCGAAAAUGAAUAAAUGAAAGUAGAGAACUAAUUUUAUAUGUAUAAGAAGAAGAAAGUUAAAAAGUCAGUCAUUAUUCUAUUUCUUCACGUAGACUUCUCAGUUCUCAUGAAUAACAAGGAACCUCAACUUUUCUUUUCUUUUUGUCGUCUAAUUUUAUCCCCCUCUCCCCCGUUAAUAUUGAAGAUCUGAAGUCAUGUUAUACCUUUUAUUAUUGUCUAGUCUAUGCUCGUCUAUCUGGUAAAUUAUAAAUAUAACUUCAUGAUCACAUUCAUAAAUGAGAAAUUGCUAAAAAUACCGCAAGUUAAAUACUAAUUUUCAAAAUACCCUAUAUCAAAAAUAUAUUAAGAUUUGGAUUUAGAUUUUAGUGAUUAGUGUUUAGAAUUUAGUAUUAAAGGGUUGGAGUUGCGUUUAUAAAUGUUCAAUAAAUAUUUAGAAAAAUUAGUUUAGUGUUAUUUUAUCAUAAAUUUAUGAUAUUUAUGAAAAUAGUUAUUCAUUAAUGAUAAAUUUGAAAAAUGGUAUCAAACUUGCGGUAGAAUUAGAAUUCACAUCCACCGCUAUGAAUUUAUUAACUGUGUAUAAGUUUUGGUGUAAGAUAAAGACAUGAUGAAGUUUAAGAUAUUCUUUUCAAAAAUCGAUCCUCAGAAUGCAAAAUAGUUUGCAAAUUAAUGUGACCGAGUAUGACUAAAUGAAGGUUGGCUAUAGGGAGGAGGUGGACCAACCAUCAAAUGUUGUAAUCAUUGCGUUAUUUUAAAUAUCUAGUAUCCAAACUUCAUAAAAUUAAGAGCUAUUACCUAAUCAGAAAGCUCCACUUUUCUGUUUCUGAUUUCUUACAAUUCACCUAACUUAAACACACACCAAUAACAAUUUAUGGCCCAACGUUAUCCGGCCCGGUCCAUAUUCUCAAUCGCUGUUCAAGUCUACCGUGUAGUACCGCGACCGUUUUGACGCAUUUGGACUACUUUUUGAAACAAUACCAGGCACUUCUUGAAGCAUGCAACUUUUUCAUGCAUAGAAGACCAAUGUGAAUGACUUUGCUAAUCUCUUCUUUGAACCCGAGAUAAAGUAUGGGAUCGAUAACCGGUUAUAAACCGCAUUGGUCAAGUGUAGUGGCAGUGCACACCCAUUUGAUUUAUCUUUAUCUUAGUUAGAUAGCGUUACAAGAGUCAUCUUAGUUAACUUACAUAUACAUUUACGGGCAUUCGUCUAAACUGUAUUAAACAUAACGUACGUUUCGUCCAGAUCUCAGUAAUUAACUGCACAAAGCUCAAAACAGUCACGGAGUUUUGUUUAUUGAACGUUUUUUAAUACUCCAGCAUUUACGUAAUUGGUUUUAUUCCUGAGCUUCAAAAAUAAAAUUGUGUUAUAUAUUUGAAACGAAUAAUGAUUAAAGUCACCAUAUAUUUGUUUAUAUAAGAUAACAAAAGUCCAUAUUCAUUUUGUCAAUCAGCUGCAUGCCAUCAGUAAAGAAGGUUCAGAACAGUUCAAAAGGUUGUGAUUUUGUUUAUAUUAUGAAAUCUGUAAACAAUUUCGUUAAAUGAUAAUUUUAAUUUUAAAAUGAAUUUCAUGGUGUUGUUUUUUAGUAUAAAUUGGUUACAGAUUAAUAAAAGAACAUUUGGACUGUGUAUAUGAGAUUUUCAACAAAAUCACAUAUGUUUGAUAACAUCAACGUAAUAAAAGUAAUUUUGUUAGUAUUUACUUACAUAUACUAGGAAACGGUAACAAACGUUCUGUUAUGAAAACUCCUCUUUCUUGUUUCAUUAACUCCAAUUCUAUUUCGUUUUUACGUUUAUGUUGGUAAACCCUGACCUGCAACAGAAACAUAAAAAUGGAAGAACAGAAUAUCAACCUCGAAACCUGAACACAACAGCUCAACGGAACAAGACACAAAACAAAAGAACCCAUAAAACCUUUGUCCAAAGAGACAUUCUCUAAACAUUCAAACUUUGCAGGGUAAAUUAGUUUUUUUUUUUAAAAGGUAAUGGCGGAAACGCAGCACUUGCUGAUAUCGUCGUUACCUGAAGCACCAAGAAAACCAAAGUCGAAAGUACAGAAAGUGGCGAGGAAAGCAUUCAAAGGAACAGCUCAUCUCUCAAAUCUCCUCCCGACCGGUUCUGUAAUGGGUUUUCAAAUAAUGUGCCCUGUCCUAACCCAUCAGGGUCAGUGUCCAACCAUAGCCAGUCGCUGGCUCACCUGCUUCCUUGUCUUCGUCUGCGCCGUCUCUUGCUUCCUCCUUUCCUUCACCGACUCCUUCAGAGACCCACGCGGCAAGGUCAGGUACGGUUUGGCAACACCAAGUGGUUUAAUGGUAAUGGAUGGAACGAUUACACUAACGGAGGAGGAGAAGGAGAAGUAUAAGCUGAGGUUUCUUGAUUUCAUGCAUGCAAUCAUGUCAAUGCUCGUCUUCUUUGCAAUCUCCAUGUUUGAUCAGAACGUCAUCCGUUGCUUGUUCCCCGUUCCUUCCGAAGACACCAAGGAGCUCCUCACCGGUUUGCCUUUUAUCAUCGGCGUUGUUUGCGGCGGCUUCUUCCUCGUGUUCCCCACGCGCCGUCACGGCAUUGGAUCUCCCCUUACCAAAGAAUAA
Molecule: messenger RNA, 3264 nt
Organism: Brassica napus (rape)
Lineage: Eukaryota; Viridiplantae; Streptophyta; Magnoliopsida; Brassicales; Brassicaceae
Product: protein DMP7
Exons: 2
Coding region: 2662-3264 (200 amino acids)
Biological process (GO): endomembrane system organization
Source: RefSeq, a predicted model, not a curated record